Messenger RNA from Scedosporium apiospermum, 993 nucleotides. RefSeq names its product Succinate--CoA ligase (GDP-forming). The record is from RefSeq and is a predicted model, not a curated record. Gene Ontology annotation, biological process: tricarboxylic acid cycle. The coding region runs from base 1 to 993 and encodes 330 amino acids. Lineage: Eukaryota; Fungi; Ascomycota; Sordariomycetes; Microascales; Microascaceae. Gene Ontology annotation, molecular function: succinate-CoA ligase (GDP-forming) activity; succinate-CoA ligase (ADP-forming) activity. The transcript is spliced from 5 exons. Gene Ontology annotation, cellular component: succinate-CoA ligase complex (ADP-forming); mitochondrion.
AUGCAGGUCUUCUCUAGAGCUCGCCCUGCCGGAAGGGCCCUCCUCGGCCAGGCCAGGAGAUACACCACCCAGAGCCCCUACGCCGCGACGGUCGACAACCUCCGCAUCAAUUCCAAUACCAAGGUCCUUUAUCAGGGCUUCACCGGAAAGCAGGGAACCUUCCACGCGCAACAAGCUAUUGAUUAUGGAACCCAGGUAGUCGGUGGAACAAAUCCCAGGAAGGCCGGAGAGACGCAUCUCGGUCUCCCCGUCUUCGGUACCGUUUCCGACGCUGUCAAGGAGACCGGCGCGACCGCCUCCUGUAUCUUCGUCCCUCCUCCUCUUGCCGCCGCUUCUAUCGAGGAGGCCAUUGAAGCCGAGAUUCCUCUCGUCGUCGCCAUUACCGAGGGUAUCCCCCAGCAUGACAUGGUCCGCAUCACCUCCAUCCUAAAAUCCCAAUCCAAGACCCGUCUCGUCGGCCCCAACUGCCCCGGUAUAAUCGCCCCCGGCCAAUGCAAGAUCGGCAUCAUGCCCGGCAACAUCCACAAGCGCGGCCGCAUAGGCAUCGUCUCCCGCUCCGGAACCCUCACAUACGAAGCCGUCAACCAGACCACCCAAGCCGGCCUCGGCCAAUCCCUCGUCGUCGGCAUCGGCGGCGAUCCCUUCUCCGGAACCAACUUCAUCGACUGUCUCCACGUCUUCCUCAAGGACGAGGAGACCGACGGCAUCAUCAUGAUUGGAGAGAUUGGUGGCUCUGCCGAGGAGGAUGCCGCUGAGUUCCUCAAGACUUAUAACACGACUAAUGGCGGAAAGCCCGUUGUUAGCUUUAUCGCUGGUAUUUCGGCGCCUCCUGGUCGUCGUAUGGGUCACGCCGGUGCUAUCGUUUCGGGUGGAAAGGGCGGUGCUGAUUCGAAGAUUAAGGCUCUUGAGAAUGCUGGUGUUGUUGUGGAGCGCUCGCCUGCUGGUCUUGGUAAGGCUAUGUAUGACGAGUUUGUUCGCCGUGAUCUCCUCUAA